CCUCUCGACUUCAGCGCGCAGCCCUCCCGAGCAGGAGACGGAACGCUUUGCCGCACAGAAAAACGGGAAAACUCCGAGCACCAUGGAAGACAAAUCUAAUUCGUUCUCCAGCAGCAAGGAGGAGAAGGCGGAUGGGAAUAAUGUUUUUCAGAGGCAAGACUCGAUACAGAAAAACAACACGGGGAGCCAGAACAUGAAGGACCACGGCAACUCAGUGGGCUUCAAGGGGGAGCGGGAAGAGGCCAUGGUCGGGUUUGACGAUCUGGAGGGGGCGUCCAGGCAACAUGGUUUUAUGCAGAGGCAAUUUGGGGCCAUGAUGCAGCCCGGAGUCAAUAAGUUCUCCUUGCGUAUGUUCGGCAGUCAGAAAGCCGUGGAGAAAGAGCAAGAGAGGGUUCAAACGGCCGGAUACUGGAUCAUUCAUCCAUAUAGCGAUUUUAGGUUCUACUGGGACUUGAUUAUGCUCAUCAUGAUGAUGGGGAAUCUAAUCAUCAUUCCUGUGGGAAUAACGUUCUUCUCAGAGCAGACUACCACCACCUGGCUGGUCUUCAAUGUGGCCUCGGACACCAUCUUCCUGGUGGACCUGGUCAUGAACUUCAGGACGGGGAUCGUCAACGAGGAGAGCUCCGAGAUCAUCCUCGACCCCAAGGUCAUCAAGAUGAAUUACCUGAAGAGCUGGUUCGUUGUGGACUUCCUCUCGUCCAUUCCAGUGGAUUAUAUCUUUUUAAUAGUGGAGAAAGGCUUUGACUCGGAGGUAUAUAAAACAGCCCGCGCCCUACGAAUCGUCCGCUUCACCAAGAUCCUCAGUCUUCUGCGUCUGUUGAGACUGUCCCGACUCAUCAGAUACAUACAUCAGUGGGAGGAGAUUUUCCACAUGACCUAUGACCUGGCCAGUGCAGUGGUAAGAAUAUUUAAUUUAAUAGGGAUGAUGCUGCUUCUGUGUCACUGGGAUGGCUGUCUCCAGUAUCUGGUGCCUCUCCUCCAAGACUUCCCCCCUGACUGCUGGGUGUCCCUAAACGGUAUGGUUAACGUUUCCUGGGGUAAGCAGUACUCUUAUGCCCUCUUCAAAGCCAUGAGCCACAUGCUGUGCAUCGGGUAUGGUGCCCGGGCACCCGUCAGCAUGUCUGACCUGUGGAUCACCAUGCUGAGUAUGAUUGUAGGCGCCACGUGCUACGCCAUGUUUGUGGGCCACGCUACAGCUCUAAUCCAGUCACUGGACUCCUCACGCAGGCAAUACCAAGAGAAGUACAAGCAAGUGGAGCAAUACAUGUCCUUCCACAAGCUUCCAGCAGACAUGCGUCAGAAAAUCCACGACUACUAUGAACAUCGCUACCAAGGCAAAAUCUUCGACGAGGACAACAUCCUGAGUGAACUCAACGACCCGCUCAAAGAGGAAAUUGUCAACUUCAAUUGCCGUAAGCUUGUGGCCACCAUGCCUCUGUUUGCCAACGCCGACCCCAACUUUGUGACGGGGAUGCUGAGCAAGUUGAAGUUUGAGGUCUUUCAGCCCAACGACUACAUCAUCCGAGAGGGCACGGUCGGGAAGAAGAUGUACUUCAUUCAACAUGGCGUCGCAAGCGUCAUCACCAAGUUCAACAAGGAGAUGAAGCUGACUGACGGGUCUUACUUUGGAGAGAUCUGCCUGCUCACCAAGGGCAGACGAACUGCGAGUGUGCGUGCAGACACCUACUGCCGACUCUUCUCCCUCUCUGUUGACCAUUUCAAUGAGGUGCUAGAAGAGUACCCCAUGAUGCGACGCGCUUUCGAAACUGUCGCCAUUGACCGAUUGGACCGCAUUGGGAAGAAGAACUCCUUGCUGCUGCAGAAGUUCCAGAAGGAUCUGAACGCCGGCGUUUUCAACACGCAGGAGAACGAGAUAUUGAAGCAGAUUAUCCGCCAGGACAGGGAGAUGGUGAUGAUGCAGUCCUCCGUACCCAUGACCUACAGUGCUUCAGCUAUUGCCAAUGCUUCUGCUGCCCGCAUGCUGCCAGCCGCUGCCGCUGCUGCUGCUGCAGCGCAGGGGGUUUACCCUGCACCCAGUCUUUCACAUGGCAACCUGAAUUCCUCCUUAACCAAUCCACAGACCCCACUCCAGCAGCAAGGCGCGAUCAUGUCACCCUGCUCCUUCACGGCCGCCAUGUGUAGUCCGCCUGUGCAAACCCCUCUGGCAAGCCGGAGCUUCCAGUACGGCUCGCGCACGGCCUCCCAGCUGUCGCUUAUCCAGCAGCCCAUUGCCCAACCAUCUCUCUCCACACAACAACAGCUCGCCCAGCAGCCUGCGGCGUCGACUGCGGCCGCAGCUCCGGCGCCACAGCAGCCGCAGCAGCCGUCACCUCAGCAGCAGCAGCAGCAGGUCCCCUCGCCUCAGCGGGGAGACAUCCAGAAGAGCACACAGGCUCUCCAGUCAGGCAGCUUGAGUCGAGAUGUUAGACACUUAUCGGCCUCCCAACCAUCACUGCCACAUGACACAUCUCUGGGGCCCAGAGCACCCCCAGCCUCAGGAGACUCUCUGGCCUCCAUCGUGCCACCGACGGCGGCGGCGAUCCAGGGGAUGAAUCUGCAGAGCGGCAUCCGCACCACAGUGCCCCAGCGGGUCAAUCUGUUCCGGCAGAUGUCGUCAGGAGCGCUGCCACCGGUGCGCUCGGCCGCUGCAGCAGCGGCGGCGGCGGCAGCGGCAUCGGCAUCAUCAUCCUCGACCCAGCACAGGGAAUCCCCCGGAUCUAGGAGAGAUUCUGUCCUGAGCAGUACAGAGACUGAGCAAGACAAAAUGCGCUUCGCAUCAAAUUUAUGA
Chelmon rostratus (copperband butterflyfish) is the source of this 2788-nucleotide messenger RNA. It is a transcript of the gene hcn1, whose product is annotated as potassium/sodium hyperpolarization-activated cyclic nucleotide-gated channel 1. Gene Ontology annotation, cellular component: membrane. Gene Ontology annotation, molecular function: voltage-gated potassium channel activity. The transcript is spliced from 9 exons. The record is from RefSeq and is a predicted model, not a curated record. Gene Ontology annotation, biological process: transmembrane transport; potassium ion transport. NCBI's taxonomy places the organism in Eukaryota, Metazoa, Chordata, Actinopteri, Chaetodontiformes, Chaetodontidae. The coding region runs from base 83 to 2788 and encodes 901 amino acids.